Molecule: messenger RNA, 720 nt
Organism: Panicum hallii
Lineage: Eukaryota; Viridiplantae; Streptophyta; Magnoliopsida; Poales; Poaceae
Product: putative expansin-B14
Exons: 4
Coding region: 1-720 (239 amino acids)
Biological process (GO): sexual reproduction
Cellular component (GO): extracellular region
Source: RefSeq, a predicted model, not a curated record
AUGGCUUCCAAGAUCCAGGUCUGGUCUCGUUUCAUAGCCUCUGUGGCUCUCGCCUGCCUCCUUGGUCCCGGCGCGCCCGCUGAGCUCUCCGCCGGCUGGUCCGACAACGCUGGCGCGACGUGGUACGGCGCACCAAACGGAGCUGGGAGCGAUGGUGGCGCGUGCGGGUACCAGAACGCCGUGGACCAGCCGCCGUUUCUCCUCCAUGGUCACGGCAAAGGCUGCGGCUCCUGCUACCAGGUGAAAUACACCGAGCACGCGUCGUGCUCCGGCACCCCGGUGACCGUGGUCCUGACGGACGAGUACCCCGACGGCGCGUGCCAGCGGGAGCCCGUUCACUUCGACCUGAGCGGCACGGCGUUCGGCGCCAUGGCGAUGCCCGGCGAUGCCGAGCAGCUCCGCAACGCCGGCCGCCUCAGGGUCCAGUACACUCGGGUGCCGUGCAACUGGCACGGGAUGGACAUCGCGUUCAAGGUGGACGCCGGCUCGAACCCAUACUACUUGGCGGUGCUGAUCGAGUACGAGGCCGGGGACGGCGACCUGCGGUCCGUGGAGCGCAAGCAGAGCGGCGGCGGAGGCGCGGCGUGGGCGCCGAUGCAGCAGUCGUGGGGCGCGGUGUGGAAGCACAAUUCGGGCGCCGGCCUGCGGGCGCCCUUCUCGAUCCGCCUCACCUCCGGCUCCGGCAGCACGCUCGUCGCCGACAAGGUCAUCCCGGGGUGA